Molecule: messenger RNA, 1338 nt
Organism: Cladophialophora psammophila CBS 110553
Lineage: Eukaryota; Fungi; Ascomycota; Eurotiomycetes; Chaetothyriales; Herpotrichiellaceae
Exons: 1
Coding region: 1-1338 (445 amino acids)
Molecular function (GO): monooxygenase activity; FAD binding
Source: RefSeq, a predicted model, not a curated record
AUGGAAGCAUCAACGCCGUCACCCUCAUCGUGCCACGCCUCGUCUAGCCCGUUUUCAAUUGCCGUCGUCGGCGCUGGCUUAACGGGCCUCUCCAUCAUCCUGUCCCUCUUACACCACGACCUCUACAACCCCAGAGACAUCACCAUCUACGACCUCCGUCGCCCUGCGGACACUCCCGACCCAGCCAACUCGUCCGGCGUGGUGCUCACGCCUAAUGGCCUGCGCGUUCUCGACGCGCUCGGCGUCCUCGACCGGAUAUCGUCCAGGUGCUGGCUCUCCGAGUACCGCACGUACAAGAAUGAAGACGACGAGACGACCCGGAAGACGCUGAUCACCAACGAGGCCCUCUACGGGUAUAAGAACCACCGGCUGUGGCGGCGGAUCCUGCUUGAGACGAUGCUGGAGAUGGUGAGCGAGCGAGGUGUCAGGAUCGGUUGGGGGACGAGGUUCGAGGGCGUGGUGGACGAGAGCGAGAAAGGGGAUGGGGUCCUGUUCAGAGUCAACGGGCGGGAUGAAUCAGCCGGGAUGCUGAUCGGCGCGGACGGGAUUCAUUCUUCGGUGAGGAAAUAUGUCAAUCCAGACGACGCCGGGCCCGAGUACACGGGCAUCGCGGGUGUCUUGAGCCACAUCCCCUGGAACUCGGUCGAGUGGCCGUACGAAGACUAUGAGCGUGCGUGCACGAUUCAGGGAAAGCCCGGGGCAUUGGUUCUAAUGCCUGAAGACCGGGAGGGAAGUAUCAUCAUGGUCGCGAUGCAAGUCAGGAUGGAAGAUCGCAGUCGGGAACAGUGGGAAGCGUUGGGGCGGGAUAAGGAGUUCUCGCGUGAUUUCUAUGCAAACACGCGAGACAAAUGGGAGAGUCGAACGGCAAAAGGAAUCAUCGAUGCCGUUUGUCGGCAUGUCGAUACGACAUUUUUAUGGCCCUUCAUGCGAAUGGCGCCGCUCAAGAAAUGGUUCUCAGAGAAGGCGGGCAGGGUCAUCAUCAUGGGCGAUGCAGCUCACGCAUUGCCUCCUAGCAGUGGACAGGGCGUGAAUCAGGCCCUGGAGGACGUGCAUGCUCUGACUAGGCUGCUUCUUCUGCUCAAAUCGAAGCCAACACUAGGGCUGAAGAAUUCGCUGGCGUUCUGGCAAUCCCUCCGGCAGGCUCGUGUGGAUGCGGUCUUCGACUGGGCAACGAACAAGACAAACGUCCAGCGUCUGCCUCUGGCGGAGAGAGAGAGGCUCGUGCGCGAGGGGAAAGUCAUCGAUGCCAGCAAUGCUGAGAAUUUUGACGACAUGCGGUGGCUGUAUCAGCCGGACACCGACAACAUAAUUGACGCGUGGGUGUCCCAACAGGGGUGA